UGUCAUCCUAGUGGCUGUUUGAUAGACCUCUGCCUCCAGAUGGGUGUUAUCAUGUUUUUGAAGCAAAUAUGGAACAACUUCAUGGAAUUGGGAUACCCGUUGAUCCAGAACUGGUGGUCACGACAUAAAAUCAAGCGGGGAAUACAAGAUGCUUCCAUACCUCAGUGGGAAAAUGAUUGGAAUCUGCAGCCUAUGAAUAUUCACGGACUAAUGGAUGAGUACUUAGAAAUGGUUUUGCAAUUUGGUUUUACCACCAUCUUUGUUGCUGCUUUUCCUCUGGCCCCUCUUUUGGCUUUGUUAAACAAUAUCAUUGAAAUCAGGCUGGAUGCAUACAAAUUUGUCACCCAGUGGCGGAGGCCUCUGCCAGCCCGAGCAACUGACAUAGGUAUCUGGCUUGGAAUUCUUGAAGGAAUCGGUAUAUUGGCCGUGAUCACCAAUGCGUUUGUAAUUGCUAUCACAUCUGAUUACAUCCCACGUUUUGUUUAUGAAUACAAAUAUGGGCCCUGUGCAAAUCAUGGAAAACCGAAUGAAAAUUGCUUGACGGGAUAUGUCAACAAUAGCCUAUCCUUCUUUGAUCUGAGUGAACUUGGUAUGGGAAAAUCUGGUUAUUGCAGGUACCGAGACUACAGAGGUCCCCCUUGGAGCUCCAAACCCUAUGAGUUCACCUUACAAUACUGGCAUAUCCUCGCUGCUCGAUUGGCCUUCAUUAUCGUGUUUGAGCACCUUGUUUUUGGGAUUAAGUCAUUCAUCGCAUACCUGAUUCCAGAUGUACCAAAGGGCCUGUAUGACCGAAUACGACGGGAGAAGUACUUAGUCCAGGAAAUGAUGUAUGAGGCCGAACUAGAACAUUUGCAGCAACAACGGAGAAAAAGUGGUCAGCCUGUUCAUCAUGAGUGGCCUUAGUUGAUGCCUGUUACCCAGUAGAGGUGGUAACAUUAGUGGGAAGAAAUGAUGGCGACUUUGAAUUCUAGGUGGGAUCUAGGUGGAAGGCAUACUUGGCAAACCAUAUGUAUGAUAUGCUACUUGGAAAUGUAUCACAGCCAUCUCUGGGAUUUGGAAUAUCCAGGCUUCUAGGGCAGAAAAUGAUGAUUUAUGACCUUACAAAGG
Molecule: messenger RNA, 1107 nt
Organism: Propithecus coquereli (Coquerel's sifaka)
Lineage: Eukaryota; Metazoa; Chordata; Mammalia; Primates; Indriidae
Gene: ANO3
Product: anoctamin 3
Exons: 7
Biological process (GO): chloride transmembrane transport
Cellular component (GO): plasma membrane
Molecular function (GO): chloride channel activity
Source: RefSeq, a predicted model, not a curated record